AUGGCCGAAGCCCAGACUCCUACCUUCAAGCUCGUUCUUGUCGGCGAUGGCGGUACAGGAAAGACCACUUUCGUCAAGCGUCACUUGACUGGUGAGUUCGAGAAGAAGUACAUGGCCACUCUUGGUGUCGAAGUCCACCCUUUGGGCUUCAGCACGAACUUCGGCCAGAUUCAGUUCGACGUCUGGGAUACCGCCGGCCAGGAGAAGUUUGGUGGUCUCCGUGACGGUUACUACAUCAACGGCCAGUGCGGUAUCAUCAUGUUCGAUGUCACCUCCCGUAUCACCUACAAGAACGUCCCCAAUUGGCACCGUGAUCUCGUUCGCGUUUGUGAGAACAUCCCCAUCGUUCUCUGCGGCAACAAGGUCGACGUGAAGGAGCGCAAGGUCAAGGCCAAGACCAUCACCUUCCACCGCAAGAAGAACCUCCAGUACUACGAUAUCUCUGCCAAGUCCAACUACAACUUCGAGAAGCCGUUCCUCUGGCUUGCACGCAAGCUCGUCGGCAAUCCCGCUUUGGAAUUUGUUGCUGCGCCGGCUCUCGCUCCCCCUACCGCUCAGGUCGACGAGAAGCUCCUCGAGCAGUACCGCCAGGAGAUGGCUGAGGCUUCCCAGAUGCCUCUGCCCGGUGAACUUUCAGACGAUGACUUGUAA
Messenger RNA from Colletotrichum orchidophilum, 651 nucleotides. Its product is annotated as Ras family protein. The transcript has 5 exons. NCBI's taxonomy places the organism in Eukaryota, Fungi, Ascomycota, Sordariomycetes, Glomerellales, Glomerellaceae. Gene Ontology annotation, molecular function: GTPase activity; GTP binding. Bases 1 to 651 code for a protein of 216 amino acids. Gene Ontology annotation, biological process: ribosomal subunit export from nucleus; protein import into nucleus. The record is from RefSeq and is a predicted model, not a curated record. Gene Ontology annotation, cellular component: cytoplasm; nucleus.